Molecule: messenger RNA, 930 nt
Organism: Trypanosoma theileri
Lineage: Eukaryota; Euglenozoa; Kinetoplastea; Trypanosomatida; Trypanosomatidae
Product: methylenetetrahydrofolate reductase (NADPH)
Exons: 1
Coding region: 1-930 (309 amino acids)
Biological process (GO): tetrahydrofolate interconversion
Cellular component (GO): cytosol
Molecular function (GO): FAD binding; methylenetetrahydrofolate reductase [NAD(P)H] activity
Source: RefSeq, a predicted model, not a curated record
AUGUUGGUACCUUCUCUCUCUGACCUCCUUUCCAAUGAGGUGGACGAUAAUAUCUAUUCUUCACUUGAAUUUUUGCCUCCACGGACUGAAAAGGGGGAAGAAAAACUCUGGAAUGAACACCUUCCUCAUUUCAUGAAAACGAAUCCUCUCUUUGUGGAUAUAACUUGGGGUGCUGGUGGUCGCACAAGCGAUAAAACAAUGAGACUCUCCAAGCAAAUUCAGGAAAAAUAUGGUAUUCCAGUUAAUAUGCAUAUCACAUGUACAAAUAUGCCAACUGGAUUACUAAAGGAAACUCUUAACUUUUGUUAUGAGAAUGGUAUACGAAAUAUUCUUGCCCUUCGUGGUGAUCCUCCUGAAGGUGAGGAGUGGAAACCAAAUGAAGAGGGAUUUACAUGUGCAUUGGAUCUUGUAAAGUUUAUUCGAAAUACUUAUGGAGACUACUUUUGUAUUACUGUGGCUGGUUAUCCAGAGGGUCACCCAAGUCGUAUCCAUGGCGAAGAUGGGAAAAUUACCGAUGAGGAAAUGGAGAAGGAAUUAAACUAUCUCAAGGCAAAAGUGGAUGCAGGAGCUAAUGUCAUUAUUACUCAACUUUUCUAUGAUGCUGAAAUAUUUAUUGUAUUUGUUAAAAAAUGUCGCAAUUAUGGUAUUACAGUCCCCAUACUCCCUGGAAUUCUUCCUAUUUCCUCUUAUCGAAGUUUAACUCGAAUGAUAAACCUUUGUAAAACCUAUGUACCUCCAUCUGUUUUGGAGCAAGUGGUGAAGCUCAGUGAAGAUGAUGAGGCGCUUCGGACGUAUGGGGUUUCACAAGCUGAAGAAAUGGUACAUGCGAUUCAAGCGGCUGAUAUUGGAAUUAAACACUUCCAUUUCUACGUUGUCAAUGCCCCUGAUGUAACUAAGCGCAUUUUAGAUGCAUUGAAUUUCACCCCAUAA